AUGGCAUUGUUGUACAGAUGCUAUAGUAAGACACUAUUUGUUCUAUGCAGUGGUGCAGCUUCAAAAGUACCUCUCUCAUCUAAAAAGAAGGCUAAACAAAGUCAUGUAGAAGAUAUUCUUGGUGCUGUUACAGAUCGAAAGCUUCCAAUUGAACCUUUUAGACUUUCUUUGCCUGAUUUUUGUGGCAAGUGUGGUGCAAAGAAAUUUAUGUUCGAAUCUUUGCAUUUCUGUUGUGGGAAUGGAGAUAUUACGAUAGCUGCAACUGAUUAUCCUCAUGAGCUUGUUUACUUGUUUACUUCAAGAGAUGAAAGUGUUGUGCAUUUUCGAAAGUAUGCUAGAUUAUACAGCAAUCUGUUUGCAUUUAGUUCGUUAGGGGGGCAUUAUUAUGCAAGUACUUACAAAGGGAUGUAUCUAUUCAAGCUGCAAGGCCAAAUGUAUCAUUUUGUGCCAGAUUUAUUUCCUGAUGAUAGCAAUCCCAAGUACCUACAGUUAUACUUCUAUGAUGGUCAGCAUGAAGCAGAAAAUAGAGUAGGCUGUUUCCCUGAAAUAAGAGAAGAUAUAGUUAGAAUUCUUAUGCAGGUAUCUGAAAAGAAUCCAUAUGCUACCUUCUUUCGAUCUUUGCGAGACAGGGCUAUUCAUGCAGAUACAAAAAUUGUUCUUAAUCGAAGUUCAGUACUUGAUCAGCGAGUUUAUAAUGUUCCUGCUGUUGAUGAUGUAGCUGUGAUCUGGCCAGAAACUUAUUCAUCGAGCGAAGGCUUGGGCCCUCAUAUAUUAGUCACUGGAAGAUCUGAUGAAUCUCACCGAAUUUAUCAUAGUUAUGGUUGUUAUGAUCCCCUUCAGUAUCCACUGUUAUUCCCUCGAGGAGAAUGUGGGUGGACUCAAGGCCUUAAAAAAAAUUCUCAUCCAAGUAGGAGGGCAGCAGAUUCGAUUCCAGAUCCUAUAAUGUCCUGUGCUGUGCAUAGUGCAGAAGAUUUAUUAAGUCAGGAAGAAGCCCGUUCAAAGCGGAAAAAUACCAAAGCAGAUAAGUUCAUUUCUGCUAGGGAAUACUAUGCAUACAGAUUGCAAAUCCGCCCGAACAACAUGCUGCUGCUUGAUUACUUCAGAAACAACCAAGAAACAAUAAGGGCUGAUUUGUAUAAAGGUAUAUUGGAUUCACUGGAUUCUGGGGAAACUCUUGGUCAUAAUGUUGGACGGCGAGUUAUAUUACCUCCUACUUAUAUUGGGGGUCCUCGGGAUAUGAAAAAGAGGUACUUAAGUGCUAUGGCUUUAGUACAGCGUUUUGGUAAACCGGAUCUUUUUGUGACGAUUACAUGUAAUGUUAAUUGGCCUGAAAUUAAGGCCGAGCUUGCGGCUGGUGAGACGGCACAGGAUAGGCCAGACUUGGUAGCUAGAAUUUUUAGGGCGAAGUUGCUUGCGCUUAAAAAGGAAAUUAUGGAGAAGAAAGUAUUUGGAGAGGUUACUGCAAUGGUAUAUGUCGUCGAGUUCCAAAAAAGAGGUUUGCCGCACGCUCAUUUUUUAAUUGUUCUGAAACCUGAAUAUAAGCUGAAGUCUCCUGCUGAUUAUGAUAGAUUUGUUUGUGCUGAAAUACCCAUUGAGACAAAUCUUACUUUGAGAAGAAUUGUGUUGGCGCAUAUGAUGCAUGGCCCUUGUGGUGUGUUGAAUCCUGAAUGCCCCUGUAUGCGGAAGAAUGGCCUAAAGCUCAGCUUUUGUUCGACAAUUAAAGCAGUAAAGUACCUGUACAAGUAUGUUCAUAAAGGUCAUGAUCGGAUUUCGUACAAUGUUGUUGCUUCUGACAGCAAUUUUGUAGAUGAGAUUAAGCAAUAUCAAUCAGGUAGAUGGGUAUCUCCUUGUGAAGCUGCAUGGAGAAUAUUCAGUUUUGAUUUGUUCGAAAUGCACCCUGCAGUUUUUCCUCUACAGGAAGCUGCUCUAAAGCUUGGUCUUAUAGAGGAUGAUGAUGCAGCUAAUUCAACCAUGUCUGAGGCAUGCGAAACUCAUAUGCCUGCUGCUUUACGGCAUCUUUUUGCUACAGUCUUGAUGUUUUGUCAGCCACGCGAUCCUCUUGCUUUAUGGAAUGCCUACUACACUUUUCUUGCUGAAGAUUUUUCUCACAGAUUUCCGAAUCAGAUGGUCAGUGAUGAGUUCGGACGUACCAAAGAUAUUGUUGAUGCUCUUGAUGCACCCAUUCCAGAGGAAUGCUUAAGCUGUCGUUCAAAGCUCAACUUUGCACAGAAUAGUGCUUUUGAGUGUAUUAUGGAUCAUGUCAAGCAGCACAAAGGGGGCGCGUUCUUUGUUGAUGGCCCUGGAGGUACAGGUAAAACUUUUCUUUACAAUGCUCUAUAUACAGAAAUACGACAAAUGAACAAGAUUGUAUUACCGACAGCUACAUCAGGCAUUGCUGCAACAAAUAUUCCUUCUGGUCGAACUGCUCAUUCUCGAUUCAAAAAUUUCGAUUGA
This is a messenger RNA of Chenopodium quinoa (quinoa), 2454 nucleotides long. RefSeq lists its product as uncharacterized. Gene Ontology annotation, molecular function: DNA helicase activity. Gene Ontology annotation, biological process: DNA repair; telomere maintenance. The transcript has 7 exons. The coding region runs from base 1 to 2454 and encodes 817 amino acids. The record is from RefSeq and is a predicted model, not a curated record. Lineage: Eukaryota; Viridiplantae; Streptophyta; Magnoliopsida; Caryophyllales; Amaranthaceae.